This is a messenger RNA of Cajanus cajan (pigeon pea), 444 nucleotides long. RefSeq names its product flowering-promoting factor 1. Gene Ontology annotation, biological process: regulation of flower development. Lineage: Eukaryota; Viridiplantae; Streptophyta; Magnoliopsida; Fabales; Fabaceae. The record is from RefSeq and is a predicted model, not a curated record.
AUGGAAGAAGCUAUAGAUUCACGUGAGAGAAAGAGAGUGGCAACAAUGUCUGGUGUGUGGGUUUUCGACAAGAAGGGGGUGGCGAGGCUGAUAACACACCCAACCAAGGAAUCCUUCGAGCAGAAAGAGCCAAAGCAACCUGGCACAGCCACCGCACCAGGCGCUAGGCCAAGAGUCUUGGUCUAUCUCCCGAGCAACCAGGUCAUUCGCUCCUACACCGAACUCGAGCAGCGACUCACCGAACUCGGCUGGACUCGCUACCGUGACUCUGACCACUCAGACCUCAUUCAGUUCCACCGCUCCGACACCUCUUCCCACCUCAUCUCUCUCCCCAAAAACUUUGCCAACUUUAAGCACUUCCACUUCUACGACAUCGUUGUUAAGAAUCGUUCCUUCUUUCAAGUCCGCGACCCCACUCUGCUCUUUGAAUCAUUUCAACCAUAG